Messenger RNA from Eimeria acervulina, 465 nucleotides. RefSeq lists its product as hypothetical. Bases 1 to 465 code for a protein of 154 amino acids. The record is from RefSeq and is a predicted model, not a curated record. The transcript is spliced from 3 exons. NCBI's taxonomy places the organism in Eukaryota, Apicomplexa, Conoidasida, Eucoccidiorida, Eimeriidae.
AUGGAGUCCCUUGUGGAUCGGCUACCUUUGGGGGUGCGGUUGUUUACCGCUGCCUCUGCCUUUAUCUUGAUGAUUGGAAGUAUUGCAUCUGUUGCAGCACCAGCGGAUUACACGAGCUGCAUUGUAUGCCUGUACCUCAUUUGCUUCUCUUCUGUCUGUCUACUGUGUGAGUUCUCUCCCUACGGGCUCAAUGUCCUCAUGGGCGUGUGCCCUCUUUUGGGGGAGUACUUCUUCCGAGGUGUCCUAUAUGUCUUGGUGGGGUUGCUGCCCCUGGGCAUCGAUACGGUGGGCUUGUGGGGAGGCGUCUUACUGAUCAUUUCGGGUAUCCUCAACAUUCUCAUUCACGCCCUAUUGCCAGUCCACCCGUACAACUUCUACACCCGCCGCGCUUCUGACCCAGAGGAUGAGGAGGAGGGGGUAUUUAACGACGAGCCGGAGGCCGAGGAGGCUGGGGUUUUGCGGUAA